Molecule: messenger RNA, 1413 nt
Organism: Anthostomella pinea
Lineage: Eukaryota; Fungi; Ascomycota; Sordariomycetes; Xylariales; Xylariaceae
Source: the annotation of a GenBank genome assembly
AUGGAGCAUGACACCAAGACGCACCCGUACUUGACAAGUGACAAGACAUCCUUUGCUUACAUUUCGGCUCGGGACCGAUGGCCCGUCAUUGUUACUGGCGCCAUUGACGAUCUCUAUCGCUCGACAUCCCAGUGUGACGAUGCCGCCAAGCAGGACGAAGGGAAAAAGAUCGUGGAAGAGCUCGUGCACUUGAAAUACGAACUCCAACAUGACCGAAACCUCACACCUAUACGAGACGACGGCGGCGCCGACGUAACCCUGUACAACCAUGAACUAGAGAAGCUCGGGACACCGAGCUGGUUUAGCAUCCCCUGGCUCUACUGCGAGCGGAUCAGCACGUCAUUCAACCUCUCUUCGUACUGGAAGAGCUACGAUGUCUUCUCCCGGCAAAAAAUCAACACCUUUCGAUCGUCGAGGCCUGCCGUCUUGGAGCUUGCCGGGCGGUACAAGGACCUGGUCACGCAGAUGCAGGCUGACAAGAACAAGACCGGUGCCGAACAUGAGGAGACACAGAAGGUCCUGUUCUUCGAGAUGUGCGAGAUAUGUCUCUGGGGGAACGCCACCGACUUGUCACUAUUGACAAGCCUGACCUACGAAGACAUUCAAAAGCUGCAGGGAUCCGAGGCUAGGAAAGCCUCAGAGAAGAACAUUCUGGUCAACGAUCUCGGGGCUGCCUACGAGGUGUUGACCAAGGCUAAAAGCGAGGGUAAGGCGGAGCGCCGUGUUGACAUCGUAUUGGACAAUGCGGGCUUUGAGCUAUACGUUGAUCUCAUUCUUGCCGGGUACCUUCUAUCGUCCGGCCUUGCGACACACGUUGUGCUGCAUCCCAAGUCGAUCCCGUGGUUCGUAUCGGACGUCUUACCCGGGGACUUUGCUGCUCUACUGGGUGCUCUCGCCAGCCCGAAGACAUUCUACGAAACACCAUCGGAAGACGAAAAGUUGCAGGACAAAUCGCCACCCCCCUUGGCCGACAAGGAAGCCUCGGAGCUUUCCUUCCUGUUCCAAGAAUGGGCCACCAUGCAUGCCGAGGGGCAGCUCAUCCUCAGACCAAACACCUUCUGGACGCACCCCGGUAGCUAUUGGAGAUUGCCAACGGAGGCAAAGGACUUGUAUGAGGACCUCAAGACAAGCGAGUUGGUUGUGUUCAAAGGCGACUUGAACUACCGAAAGCUGACUGGCGAUGCGGCAUGGGACCCAUCUACGUCGUUUGUCGAAGCCAUCGGCCCUCUUGGACCUGGGUCCGGUGUCAACGUUCUUGCACUGCGCACGUGUAAGGCUGAUGUCGCAGUUGGGCUCAAGCCUGGCGAAGACGAGGAACUGCGCGCAACAGAGGGCGGAGGUGGAGAUAGCGGUGCCAGGAAAUGGGCUUGGAGCGGCAAAUGGGCCGUGGUCUCGUUCUCGGGUGGCAAGUAG